GACUUUCCAUGACGUCAUAUGGUACCACGUGCUAGUUCAUGGCGGGUAACACGAAGGGAAAGAAGAGGAACUCGUCCCUCGUUCCUGUACCUCUAGCAGAAGCAAGACUUCUAGGACCAGGUGAAGAUGUCUGCUUUAGACAUGGAGCCAUUAGGAAACUAGUACUACAUAAUUUCCUCACUUUUGAUAAUAUUGUCCUGGAACCAUCACCUCAACUCAAUUUAAUAGUUGGACCAAACGGUACUGGUAAAUCAAGUCUUGUUUGUGCCAUAUGCCUUGUACUCUGUGGCAAUACCUCUAUCCUUGGACGAGCAAAAGACUUGAAGGAUUUUGUGAAGAGUGGCCCAGCAAAGGAAGGAUAUGUUGAGAUUACAAUUCAUCACAGAAGUGGUAACCAUCCCACCAUCAGGAGGCAUAUAUUCAAGGACAGGAAUAAUUCAAAAUGGCUUCUUAAUGGAGUUGACAGGAGAGAAAUGGAGGUUAAAGAUCUUGUGAAGAGUUUGAAUAUACAACUGGAGAACAAGUGCCAAUUUCUGCCACAAGAUAAAGUGGUUGAGUUUGCAAAGUUAGACUGCUAUCAACUGUUGGAAGAGACAGAGAAAGCUAUUGGUACUGAUGACAUGUACUCGAUGCAUCAAAGACUGAAAGGAACUAAAGAAAAGAAAGUACAGCUUGAAAAAAGUCUUAAUGCAAAGAAAAAGGAGUUGGAAGAGAAGGUGAGACAUAACGAGCUCCUAGAGAGAGAUGUGAGGCGUAAAGAGACGAGGGAGAACAGUUUAAAGACUAUCAAGAACCUCAAAAUGAAGAAAGCUUGGAUAGAAUAUGAAGAAGCUCGCCAAAUAUAUGAUGAUGCCAAGAAGAAGAGGAAAGAGGCCGAAAGGUCACUGAAGAGACUCCAUGACCGUCACAGGCCACUGAGGGACAAGAUGAGACAGAGAGAGGCUAUUGUACAAAAAUAUGGAGACAACCUUAAAACUCAUGACAGAAAGCUUAAAGAGAUCAAAGGGCAGAUAGAGGCUAAAGGAAGUGAAUCAGAUGAGUAUGGGGAGAAGCAGAAGACUGCAGUUCUAGCAUAUGAACAGUUGAAGAAAGAAGCUGAUGAACAAGAAGAGAAAAUCAAUAACUUAAUGAAUCAAAUAAGUGGUUUGAAGAGUAAUCUUGAGUCUCUGCCACCACCAGACACACUAGAGCCUCAAGUUAAGCGGAAGACGAGGGAGAUAUACUCACUCAAUGCUGAGUUUGCGCAACUACAGAGCAUACAGUCAGAAUUAUUGCAGAAGAAAGGAACCUGUGAAGCAAAUAUAACACGUUGUAGAGAAGAGUUGGAUGCCAUUAAUGAUGUAUACAAGCAGAGACUGGAGAUGCUAUCAAGGAAGGACAGAGAUGCUUAUAGUGCACUGAAAUGGCUCAAAGAAAACAAGAGCAAGUUUAAGAGACCAGUUUAUGAGCCAAUCCUAACACUUUUACGUAUUAAGGACAUGAAUUAUGCUAGUCAGAUAGAGAGUUUCUUUAGUGGACGUGAUCUGGUGUCUUUUAUAUUUGAAAGUAGAGAAGAUCGUGACGUUUUUGCUAGAGAAGUGAGGGAUAGUAUGAAUCUUAGGGUUAAUAUGGUUAUUGCUCCUUCUAAUCCACUCUCUAAUUACAAAUGUAAGGUUCCAAUGGAGAGGCUAAGGCAGUUUGGAUUCCAGUACAUGUUAAUGGAUUUGGUUGAAGCUCCUCCUCCUGUACUGUCCUAUUAUUGUGCUCAUCAGCAUUUACAUGAUAUCCCAGUGUCUCUUAAUAAAUUAACAACUCAAAGAUUGAAUAGUUUAAAAUCAUCUCAUCCAGAGGUACAGAGGUUUUACACUGAUGAUCAGAUGGUAAGAUAUUGUUAUUACUAG
This is a messenger RNA of Amphimedon queenslandica, 1880 nucleotides long. RefSeq names its product structural maintenance of chromosomes protein 5-like. The transcript is spliced from 16 exons. Gene Ontology annotation, biological process: double-strand break repair via homologous recombination. Gene Ontology annotation, molecular function: single-stranded DNA binding; ATP hydrolysis activity. NCBI's taxonomy places the organism in Eukaryota, Metazoa, Porifera, Demospongiae, Haplosclerida, Niphatidae. The coding region runs from base 39 to 1880 and encodes 613 amino acids. The record is from RefSeq and is a predicted model, not a curated record. Gene Ontology annotation, cellular component: Smc5-Smc6 complex; nucleus.